Molecule: messenger RNA, 1220 nt
Organism: Neoarius graeffei (lesser salmon catfish)
Lineage: Eukaryota; Metazoa; Chordata; Actinopteri; Siluriformes; Ariidae
Gene: sumo3a
Product: small ubiquitin like modifier 3a
Exons: 4
Coding region: 132-416 (94 amino acids)
Biological process (GO): protein sumoylation
Cellular component (GO): nucleus
Molecular function (GO): protein tag activity; ubiquitin-like protein ligase binding
Source: RefSeq, a predicted model, not a curated record
GUGACCCAGCGCCGUCCAAUCACAUCCGGAGGAGGUAAAGAGAGUGGCGCGUGCUCGCGGUGCUUAGAGAGGACAGGCAGUUUGUUAAGAGCGCAUCUUGUGUAAAUUAAACAAUUUGUGUUUUUGCAAAAAUGUCCGAGGAUAAGCCCAAGGAGGGAGUGAAGACAGAGAAUGACCACAUCAAUCUGAAGGUGGCUGGACAGGACGGUUCUGUGGUCCAGUUUAAAAUUAAAAGGCACACACCGCUCAACAAGUUAAUGAAGGCGUACUGUGAAAGACAGGGAUUGUCGAUAAGACAGAUUAGGUUUAGGUUUGAUGGACAGCCGAUAAAUGAGACGGAUACACCAGCACAGUUGGAGAUGGAAGACGAGGACACUAUCGACGUAUUUCAACAACAAACAGGCGGCCAUCGCUAAACCCUCUCCUCCAGCAGCGGGGACCUCCCUCGGCUGUUUUAUUUGACUCGAUCCCCAAAAUGUUUAAACUGUGCUGUUUAUUUACUCCUUUUUUUUUCCUUCUUUUGUUGAUUUGGAUGCCCCCUCUAGUUUUCAUAGGGUUGGGCUCUCAUUCUUUCUUUCCCCCUCCCCCACUCCUAAUAUUUAAAGAUGCGUGAGGUAACAUGGCUAAGAGGUGACUUCAAGAUGGCUGCCAUAAGGUUCAAAAUGGCUGCCGGUGUAUGAAUAGAAGGCCCAAGCCUUGUUUCCUGUCCUGAAUAAAGAAGUCCAUUCCCAUCAGUAUGAAAUCUGCCAAAUUCUGAUCUGUUUUUGUCUUCCCCUUUUUCUCUGUCUCAUGCAGCUUUAAUUCUAGUUUUAGUCCAUGUCAUGUUUGUUAGCUAAAAUGAUGCCCAUCCGAGUUUAUAUGGUCCAACUGCAGAGAUUAAAGGGAACUCUGGUCUCUUCUUGGACCGAACCUCCAAAUAUGUCCUGGAUAAGUCCAGGUUUUUUAUUAAAAAUAAUAAAAUAUCCCAUAAGUCCUUGUCGUCCCCCCAAAAAAAAAAAUCAUUCCUCAUCUUUCGAAGGCAACAAGUCUGUGCUCUGUCCUGGACGCCUGUCACCCCAAAGAGGAAUGGUUUUAUUAUUAAUCCCCCGUACAAUCUGGCGUCCAUAAGGAUUGGGACGGAGUCAUUGUCCGUGUGGUCUCAUUAUUUUUUUUUCUGUACUGAUUUGUACAUUAUUUGUUGUCCUUUACUACUGUACAAUAAAUAUAGUUUGGUACUCAGA